Exophiala spinifera is the source of this 1848-nucleotide messenger RNA. RefSeq lists its product as uncharacterized. The coding region runs from base 1 to 1848 and encodes 615 amino acids. The record is from RefSeq and is a predicted model, not a curated record. NCBI's taxonomy places the organism in Eukaryota, Fungi, Ascomycota, Eurotiomycetes, Chaetothyriales, Herpotrichiellaceae. The transcript is spliced from 4 exons.
AUGCCCUACGACUUCAGUAUCUGCAAAGAGGCAGUUCUGGGCAUCAUUUACGGCGACCGAGCGAUCGGCAGCAUCACCAACGAAACGAUCCAUGACUACCUCUGGCAUGGUCCAAUUACAGGCCUCGAUGCCAACUCACGAGCUGAUUUUCUUGCGAUUACAUACCAAGGCUGCGUUAAGAUCUGCGGUGGCGGUAAAAUAGCCUUAAACGACACUUCGAAGGCGCUAAACAUUGCCGCAACCUGGAUCUUUCCACUUGCUAUCCUGUUCAGCCUUCCAUGGGAUUCCCUCCAUCGCCGGAAGGUUCGAAGAACACUCGAGGCUGUGUCGAACUGGCUCGGAUCCCCGCAGACAGCGCUCACGGCGACGAUCUUCAACUUCCGUCAGAUCAGAGAAUGUCAUCGCCGGGUCAAAGAUGUGAGCCGUGAGAUGCAGUCGACGGCCAGUGACACAUACUACACACUGAGCUGCUUGAGCCAAUUCGAAUUGCCGCGAGAUAAGGCGGUUCAAGAAGAAAUGCUGCGUGUGCUUGUACGUUAUACUGUUGCGGCAACUUCUGUCGAUGAUGGCAUAUCAACUCCGGAUACUUCGGAGAAGAGGCGUCAUCCCGACCCUCGCCAGUCUCGCGACCUUGUAGCUUUUAUAUUCUCGGUGGUGCUUGCGUUUGCAGAGUUGGGAGACAAUUCGACGGCUCACUCACUUGCCCUUGGCCUGUUGCUAUGUUGGCUUCCUAUUCUUGUCAUCUUCACAAUUGUGGAUCGGAAUCCUAUCUCCGCGGACCGCUCUGCAGAGCUGCUGAGUCGGUGGCUUCACAAUGUGCAUGCGAUUAGGGAAUGGGCCCUGAACCAAGGGCAAAGUCCUGCAGCCAUUGCUUGGUGGAACUUGCCCAAUGCAGGGAGAGAGCGUUUCGCAAUCGGCGAUUUCAUUGGGCAGGGCCGACGUAUGCAAUAUGCUGGCUUGACCUCCGCUGUAAUCGAAGAGACUGAGAAGUACCAAAGCCAGUUCGACGCGUCGAUCCGCUCAUUCGACAUCGUGGCAGAACGUGUUGACGUCCGUAUAUACCGCAGGCCGGUGUCUUGGUGGGUCAUCACUGUUAUCUCUGCCUCCAUAGUUUGGCUAGAGAUCAUGAUGGCUUUCAUGGUUGCAUUCACGACGCCAACGGUCGGACUGGGCUGCCGCUCCUUUAGUGACGCUAUGCUUGCAUUGCUUAGCUCGGUAAGCUGGUGUCUCAACAUCCUCUUUUCUACACCGACGACGCUCAUUCGGAUUAUAUCGCACUUCUUCAAUGCCAUCACCACCUUAGUCCUUAUCGCUAUCAUCGGGUUCCAACUUACGGGCGGAAUGAACAACUGCUGGUGCAAGGCAUCUCUGUUCAACUAUCCGCUGUUGGGCGGCUAUGUCGAUUUCGAGAACGCAGCGUUUUACAGAGAGCACUUCAAUGUUGCAAAGUAUUGGGCGCUUGGCACAUGUUUUGGGGGGCUCGUACCCCUCCUCGCUUUCGCCGUGGCCGUCUUCUGGUGGUUGAAGUGUCAACACUUAUGGCGCUUCACGCAAGCAGCACGUGGCUUCGCUAGUGAAAUCUCCGAGGACGACAAAAUUACACCUCCUGGAACCAAGAUACAUGACUCACGCAACGGGCCAUCAUUGAUCAGUUCAACGCCCCCACACCGAAGGUUGGCACCUUUGACGCAUUCAGGAAGGAUGGACUGGCAACAGAACCCUCGCCAUCUCCAUCAAAGUCCAACUGGCGCAAGCUCUAGCUUUCAGCGGUCAAGACCAGAUUCAUGGUUGGCUCCGGGACCUCGUACAUUCUUGAACAUGGUGCUCCUCAUUAUUCGAAAGAGAUGA